CGCAGUUUCAGACGCGUUUUCGUCGUCGACACAUGGUGAAAUGGCAAAAUGGGUCUCCCUUCAAACCUUAACAUUCUUUAUAAUUCAUUAUAGUUUUUAUCAAGAUCAGUAUGAGGUUGAAGCAAGUACAAAUAGUGGUUUAUUUAGCAGUAUCGAAAAAUACGCAGCUGAGUACAAUGUAGCUCAACCGGCUGAUAGUGAAAAAAAUUUCCACCACUCCCCACAUAUUAACUCAAAUACAAAGAAACGGAUAGUGAGAUCUAAAAAGAAGUUGCUCAAGAAGAAAUUAGAAAAACCGAGAAUAGAAGAGAGCAAAGAAAAUAUCAGCCAAGAAUCGGGUGCGGAGACACACAGGAGAAUUGAAAAGAAAUACGAGUAUAAGAGAACGAGAAGCAGACAUAAAUCAUUGAAAACUCCAUUAAAAAAUAACUUCUCGGUAUCACGGGAUAUAGCCGGAAGGAAACCUAUGGACAUAAUUGUACACAUUAAAAUGAAUGAAUAAUACAUUAAUGUAGAUAUUUUUUAAUUUUAUUAAUUAAUUAGAUUCUGGUGAUAUUGCUAAG
Galleria mellonella (greater wax moth) is the source of this 563-nucleotide messenger RNA. RefSeq lists its product as uncharacterized. The transcript is spliced from 3 exons. Bases 41 to 502 code for a protein of 153 amino acids. Lineage: Eukaryota; Metazoa; Arthropoda; Insecta; Lepidoptera; Pyralidae. The record is from RefSeq and is a predicted model, not a curated record.